AUGGAAAAAGAAUCCCAAAAUUCCCUCAUCCAAGUUAAAGGAAUUCCCACUCAUGGCGGAAAAUACAAUCAGUACAACAUCCUCGGCAAUCUAUUUGAAAUCCCUUCCAAAUACAUCCCUCCCGUCAUCCCCGUUGGUCGUGGCGCUUAUGGCCUCGUUUGCUGUGCGACGAAUGCUGAAACUAAGGAAGAAGUGGCUAUAAAGAAAAUUGGGAGUGCAUUUGAUAAUAGAAUUGAUGCUAAAAGGACUUUGCGUGAAAUUAAGCUUCUUACUCAUAUGGACCAUGAGAAUAUUAUUAAAAUAAAAGAUAUUAUACGGCCACCAGAGAAAGAGAAAUUCAAUGAUGUUUAUAUUGUGUAUGAAUUGAUGGAUACGGAUCUGCAUCAGAUUAUACAGUCAUCCCAGGAACUCAGUGAGGAUCACUGCCAAUAUUUCCUUUAUCAGCUACUGCGUGGACUAAAAUACAUACAUUCUGCUAAUGUUCUGCAUCGAGAUCUGAAACCCAGUAAUCUGCUUCUAGAUGCAAACUGUGAUCUCAAGAUAUGUGACUUUGGGCUUGCAAGAAGUACCUCUGAGACAGAUUUCAUGACAGAGUAUGUUGUAACACGAUGGUAUCGAGCUCCUGAGUUAUUACUUAAUUGUUCAGAAUAUACUGCAGCAAUAGAUGUUUGGUCAGUCGGUUGCAUCUUAAUGGAGAUUAUUAAAAGAGAGACUCUUUUUCCUGGCAAAGACUAUGUUCAUCAAUUGGGGCUUAUAACUGAGCUAUUAGGAUCACCAGAUGAUUCUGAUCUUGGAUUUCUAAGGAGUGAGAAUGCUCGUCGGUAUGUCAUGCAGCUUCCCCAAUUUCCCAAGCAGCCAUUCUCUCAAAAAUUUCCAGAUGUAUCCCCAGUAGCUAUUGAUCUUGCAGAGAGAAUGCUUGUGUUUGAUCCAGCAAAACGUAUUACUGUUGAAGAAGCACUGAACCAUCCUUUUCUCUCGAGUCUGCAUGAGAUCAACGAGGAGCCAACUUGUUCAUCUCCUUUCAUGUUUGAUUUUGAACAAUCAAACCUGAGUGAAGACGACAUAAAAGAGCUAAUAUGGAAGGAAUCUCUAAACUUCAACCCGGAAUAA
Messenger RNA from Fraxinus pennsylvanica, 1110 nucleotides. The record is from the annotation of a GenBank genome assembly. Lineage: Eukaryota; Viridiplantae; Streptophyta; Magnoliopsida; Lamiales; Oleaceae.